This is a messenger RNA of Plutella xylostella (diamondback moth), 1529 nucleotides long. The record is from RefSeq and is a predicted model, not a curated record. Lineage: Eukaryota; Metazoa; Arthropoda; Insecta; Lepidoptera; Plutellidae.
UUAUCUAUCCCAUAUCCCCCCGCGCCCCGCAAACCGCAUUCCACUGUAUUAAUUUUGCUUAAGCUGGACGUGUCGUGCGAAUUGCUGUGCAUAAUUUAAUAUUUACAAAUUAACUUACGUGCAACCUAAUUAUUAAAGCUCAUAAAGUACAUUUUUUAACUGCUCAGUGGCGAAACGUGUUUAGAAGUGCUUUGCUUUUAGUGUUCUUCUGCUAUUAUAUAAUAUCUCCUAACGAUUAACAAUGAAUACGGAAAAGGAGCUUAUUAAGAAGCGUGGCGGUGUUAAAGCAAAAUUGACACAGUUUAGCACCUAUCUAAAUAUAGCUAAAAGCAGUGAUAAGCUAAUUGGAGCUCGAGGAGCUAGCGGACGACGCCGAGGAGCGAUACAACGAGCGGAGCCAGCUCGAGGGCCAGUACUACGAGCUGGUGUCGCAGGCGCGCACCCUGCUGGAGGGCCAGCUCGACCCUGCGCACAACCAGUGAAAGCCGUUCACAUAGAGCUGGUUACAGAGCUCACAAAGGAGGCGUUCAUGGCUGCUCUGUCUCGUUUUAUCGCUCGCCGCGGGCGGCCUCAGAAUAUUCACUCCGACCAGGGAACCAGCUUUGUUGGCGCUUCUAACGAAUUACAACGCUUCUUAAAAGAUACCUCUGACGAUAUCUCUGGCCAACUUGCUGAUGACGGUAUCAAAUUUAACUUCAUCCCACCAUAUACACCUCAUUUCGGAGGAUUGUGGGAGGCAGCUGUCAAAUCAGUAAAAUUCCACUUGAGACGAGUUCUAGGUCUAGCUCACUUGACAUAUGAGGAGAUGUCAACUUGCUUAAGUCAAAUAGAGGCUAUUUUAAACUCUCGUCCCCUAACACCGCUCCCUUCAGAUCCCUCCAAUGACUUCACAGCCCUUACCCCCGCUCACUUCCUCAUUGGACGGUCUCUCAUGUCAGUUCCUCAUCCGCAGGUCACAGAUGCCAACAUAAAGCUGCUGCCAAGAUACCAGCGGGUUGAGCAGAUACGACAACAUUUUUGGAACCGGUUCUCUAACGAGUACUUGUCUUUGCUACAGCAGAAAACCAAAUGGCACCGGUCUUCUCCAGAGCAGUUGAUGGAAGGGACGCUGGUCCUAGUAAAGGACAGAACGAUGCCACCACUACUCUGGCCACUGGGACGCAUCAUCAAGGUCCACCCGGGCACUGAUGGCAUCACAAGGGUCGUCGACGUCCUCACCAAGAAGGGCACCAUACAGCGAGCCUACAACAACAUCUGCCCGCUGCCAACUUCUUGAACACAGCGUUCAACCCGGGGAGCAUGUUCGAGCACCGCGUCAUCAUAAUCAUUCAUAAUAAUCAUUCAUUCAACUAUUUACUUCAUUCAAUUUGUAUCGCAUUGUAACAUUCAUUCAUUUUGUAUAACUUCACUCAAAACCAUUCAAAAUUCGCUCUCUUACCUUUUGGAUCUCAUACAGAACACAUCUACUUAUCCGAAAUAUUGUAACGCGGCUCUUACUGUGAACCAGAAUAUACCAUCAUAAAAAUACA